Moneuplotes crassus is the source of this 2429-nucleotide messenger RNA. NCBI's taxonomy places the organism in Eukaryota, Ciliophora, Spirotrichea, Euplotida, Euplotidae. The record is from the annotation of a GenBank genome assembly.
AUGGAAAUACUCCAGACUAAAGAGACAAUAGAGCAGAAGAUGGAAAAGACCCAUGAUUCGAUAGAUGAGGACUUCCCUCCUACUGCUAAUUCUCUUUAUAAUACCAUAAAUACGAAGCUCAGCAAAUAAAGAGUUAGAGACUUGGCAAAAUUUUGAAUGGAGACGCCCACACGAAAUUUUUCAGGGAAAGUUUUGUCUAUUCUCAGAUAGUAUCGAUCCUUGAGACAUCAAGCAAGGUUGCCUUGGGAACUGUUAUUUCCUUUCAGCGAUUAGUGCAAUGGCUGAGUUUCCUAACCAAGUUAAGAAAAUAUUCCUUCACAAAGAAAUUAAUGAAGAUGGCAUCUAUGCAGUUAAUUUUACUCUGGGAGGGGAGAACUAUACAGUACUAGUCGAUGAUCACAUUCCAUAUUAUGUAAAAUAAAAACAAACCUGCAUUUUCCCAGUCUAAAGGCAAAGAACUAUGGGUUAUGCUGCUAGAGAAAGCAUGGGCUAAAGUCAAUGGCAAUUAUGAAAAUUCCAUCAAAGGAUUUGUAUCUGAAGCCUUUAGAGCUUUAACAGGAGCGCCAGUGGUUUUCUUCAAGCAUAUGUACAUCCAGGAUAUUUGGGAAGAAAUCUCCGAAGCUGACAUGAACAAAUAUAUCAUCUGUGCUUCCUCUGGUGAAGGUCAGCUGAAUAAAGAGAGAUAUGAUGAAAUGGGGCUUAUUAGCGAACAUGCAUAUUCAGUUAUUGCAGCCACAGAAGUUGAUACAGCCAAAGGGAGAGAACGGCUUCUCAAACUUCGAAAUCCAUGGGGUCAUAAGGAGUGGAAAGGAAAAUGGAGCGACAACGAUGAGUCCUGGACUGACGAACUCCGUAAAGCUCUUGGCUGCCAAGAAAUUAAUGAUGGUGUAUUUUUCAUGUGUGUAGAAGAUUAUCUUAGUUAUUUCCGAACCACUGUUAUAUGAAAAUUACAUGAAGAUUUUGUAUCCCAUUCGAUAAGGUGAAAGCAUAAUACUGGUGAUUAUAACCUCAUAAAGAUCACUAUUGAAGAUGAAGGCAAGAUAUUUUUUACAGUGUCACAGCUAAACCAAAGAUGGGCAAGAAGACAUAAUGAAUAUGAGCCAUCCUUUGUUAGAAUGUUAUUAUCAAGAGUAGUACCAGAAGACGAAGAUGAUUCAGAAGACUUCCCUUUAGAGUACAUAGAAGGAAAAUGUUGGAAAGAUGAGGAUACAACAAUUGAGUGAUACUGAAUACCUGGAGAAUAUUUAGCUUACAUAGAAAUCUAUUGGUUUGAUGACACGCAGUUCAAUGAUCUUGUUUUCAGAACUUACUCAGAGAUAGCACCUAUAAUUGAAGAAAUUGAUAAGGAUGAAUAUCCCAAUUUCCUUUCAGAAACUCUUAAAACAUGAGCUAGGAAUUCUAGUGUCGUUAAGACUUAUGCAGAUAAAGGCGAACCAGAUAUUUUCAGGUCCUUUAGUAUUACAGAGUCUAAAGCUGAGUACGGAUUUCUUUACUAUGAAAAUAACUCAGCAGGAACAAUUCUGAGAGAGAUUGUGAAAUUUAGUGAACUCGAAAACCUCCAAAUCUUACCGCCAUACAGUGGUGAAAUGGUUGAAGUAAAGGUUCCUCCAGGGAUGAACGAAAUUAUAGUUCUUAACAGAGACGAUAGAGGCUGAUCCUUUAACAGUACCUAUUAUACAGCUCUUAUAAAACCUGUUGAAGAGACUCUCAAAGUGAUCACUGAGAGGGGUAAGAGAAAGCAAAUUGAAUACAAUGAUGAAAAAUACGAGGUGUACUAUUAUACUUAUAAAGAUGGAAGUGGAUACCUCUGGUAUUUUGAAAAUAGAUCUGACGAACUUGAUGACAAGCAAGCUUAUAUUUUUGAAGGAACCUUCUACUUCAAACUAGAAAAUCUCGAAAUUGACAGCGAUGAGUAUCGAGAUAAGCAAGAAUGGAAGGUCACACUCAAGCCAGGGGAGACUUCUUAUGUAAAAUUCCUUCUAAAAGAUGUUACUAAAUCAUGGGGCUAUAAGUAUUCCUACAGCUUCAAGGUUAAGGAGGCUGUCUUAAACAACUCAAAAUUGAUAGAUAAAGUAAAGGAGUUUGGAAAACGGAAGCAAAUCUCUUACAAAGAUGAAAAAGUAGAUGUAUUCUACUACAUUUAUUUCAUUAAUGAGCGAUACAUCUGGUAUUACGAGAACCUUACUGAUAAAAAGUUCAGGGCUACCUUCAAUUUCGAGCUCACCAAUUUGAAGAUUGACAGAGAGGAAGAAAAAGAUGAGGAAGAUGGUGAAGAAGAAGGAUGGAAAAUCCUUCUUCUCCCUGGUGAGACUUGUAUCAAAAGUAUCUCUAGAAUAGACCAGAAAUGAGAAUCCAAAUAUAGAAGCUCUUAUUCCUACAGGUUGUCCGCAAAUGAUGACGAGUAAUUUGUUAAUUCAACUUUAAAAUUA